CACAACUUAGACAUCAUUCAACCCACCCAUCCACCCAGGAUUCUAGACGUCGGAACUUACCGCGCUUCCACAUCAUUUUCUCAGCGAGUCAUCACCACUCUUCCCCCCCAGCCCUCGCGCCCACUCCAUCGCUGUUUCCAACACGCCACGCUCCAUUUGCUCUCCAGAAUCAUGGCUGGCAUCAGGAAAAGGUCGACCAACCUCGCCCGCCGCAGGGCCUUGGACGACGAGGACAGGUCGGUGGCGGGUGUCGACGACUCGCAGAGCGACAUUUCGGCUCCCAGCGACGGGGACGAGCACGCCGACGCCGACAACAGCGACCUGAGCGAGGUGGACAGCUCUGCCUCUCUGACCGAGGGCAAGACCAAGCGGAAAUCAACACAGACGACCCCGGCUCGAGAUGUGAAGCCGCGGACAGACAUCAAGAGUCGACGCAUACCUUCACCGCCCAUUGCCCGCUCCGAUGCUGCUUUCCCACCCUCCAAGGACACUGAAAUGAUGCUCAACGGCCUCCAGCCAUCAGACAACCACGCCGGCGAUGAAGUCAUCGAUUUUGAGACGGCCAGCACCGUCGAGGCCGCCCCGCCCGUCGGGGGACCGUUGCCCGGCCGCAUGGAGUCGUUUGCGGAGCGGAAGAGACGGGAGCAUGAGGAAUACAAGAAGAAACGAGACUCGGAUCCAGCCUUCAUUCCAAACCGUGGCGCCUUCUUCAUGCACGACCAGCGCUCCUCGCAUGCACAGAACGGCUUCCGACAAUUUGGUGGUCGAGGUGGUCUGAGAGGAGGAGCAAGUGGAGGAGCACCCAUCGGAGGGCCAUUUUCACCAGCCAAUUUACGAAAAAAUGCGCCCGAAGCUACUGAAUCACCCUGGCAGCACGACCUGCACGAAACGGUCAACAACGCUGCUCCCACACAUCCAUCUGCUGCGACCAACGCAGCUCCUUCUACACAUCAGCCAUCGAAAGGUCCCAUGCACUCGAACCCAAAGCCCCCGCCGGUUCGGAACUUCUCCACAACCGUCCAUACCCACAAUGCUGCUGUUCGGGUGUUCCUUCCCGAUAUGAAAGCACCCAUCCUCUUCCAGAACGUCCCUAUCAAGCAACACACACGCCUACCGAAUCACCGACCGCCCCUUCGUCGUGACAAACCUGUCCGCGUCUCUCUUCCACCGGCUGCUCCUCGAUACAUCUUUCCCACGGUCGAACGUUCCUUCAUUUUCAUCCCUCGUGCACUUCGACCCAAUCAGCAAGGCUUCGGACGAGGGCGCGGAAGAGGAUUUGGAUCUUUCGGAGGUGGUUUCUCUAGCAGACGGACAAGCGUCUACGGUGGCAGUGUAUACUCUCCUAGUGUUGCUAUGAGUAGGCGAUCUUCUAUGGCCCGCGAAGUGGGUCGUGAUGGUAUGGUAUCCCCAGCUGGUUCCAUCAUGUCUCGUCCAGGUGGUUACAUGGAUCCCUCUCGCCCCAUUGUUCGACUUCCGCCCGGCGGGACCAAGGUACCGGGCGCACCGCCCGUUGUUUCUCCCAACAGCGGCACAUCUUUCAACAACAUGCAGCAACAACCUUACCCUCUCCCCCAGAACCCUACUUUCCGCGAAAACUGGCAGGGCCAGCUUCCAAUGCACCAGCCCCGUCCUCAAAAGACUGUGUCGGUGGCUGGAAUUGAGUCGCCCGCCUCGAUGAACUUCCAGGCUCCGCAGCAGCAAGAGCAACAGCCUUUCCACCAGCAAAUCCCCACCCACGUCAACGGAGCAGCCCAGCCCUCCGAGCCACAGCCGCUCUACCCCCACACACGUCAGCCUUCUUAUCCCAACCAGACAUCGACAGGAACUCCUCUAUCGAACAUUCCCGAACGAGCGAUUCAUGCUCCCGCAUUCCAACCGUUCCAACCUAGCUUCCCACCACAGGGCUACCCGGUUCCCCAGGGCUACUACUAUCCACAAAACAACGCUCAGCCUCAGUUUGCACCGCCUCCGGCCAAUAUGGUCCCCAUGUUCGUUCCAGGUCCCCAGCAAAGUGGUUACGGUAUGCCCAUGGCUGCUCCACCUGCGCCUCCGGCUCCCUCCGCUCCCGCUGCAUCUGGCCAGCCACAUACGGUUGCUUACGAAUCAAACGGAAUGACAUAUUACGUUGAUCCCUCUCAACUCUACGCACCUCCAAUGGAAGGAUAUCCUCCGGCUCCGGCUAGCUAUGCAGUGCCUGGCAUGGGAGGCAUGAUGACACCCGGUCCGGACGGCGCCUACUACUAUCCCCAGCAAAUGCCUGCUGCUCCUUACUACGCGCCCCAGUAG
Periconia digitata is the source of this 2286-nucleotide messenger RNA. The record is from the annotation of a GenBank genome assembly. NCBI's taxonomy places the organism in Eukaryota, Fungi, Ascomycota, Dothideomycetes, Pleosporales, Periconiaceae.